AUGAGUCCUGGCCAGCUCCGCCCCUUCGGCAAAUUCGAGCGUCUGUCGGCACGCGCCCCAUGGGCGAUUUUCCCCCGUAAGAAGCUCGAUGUGACAUACAGCGACAUCGCCGCAGGUCUUGCUGCGUGUUUGCAGCUGAGCGAGUCGCAGCGGUCUGAGCUAGAGCUACAGAUUUCGCACUUAUGGGACCCUCGCGGUCAUAUAUUACUUCCGCUUUCGAUUCGCACGGGCUUCGAUCUGCUCUUGCAAACGCUGCGACUUCCAGCUGGAAGUGAAGUGCUAUGCAGUGCAAUUACAAUUCCGGACAUGAUGCAUGUGCUGCGGCACCAUAACCUUGUCCCUGUUCCUGUGGACGCGGAUUUCGAGACGUUGGCAAUGGACGUGGAUGUGCUCAAGCGUGCGAUUACAAAGAACACGAAAAUGCUGUUGGUUGCUCAUAUUUUCGGCACGCGCUUCCCGUUGGACACAGUGCUUGAAGUUGCGCGUAGUCACAGUCUAGUGGUUGUGGAAGAUUGUGCGCAAGCGUUCGUGGGGUCGCAGUACACGGGCGAUGACCGUGCAGACGUGUCUAUGUUCAGUUUCGGCACAAUCAAGACAGCAACGUCGUUUGGUGGCGCCAUCAUCCGCGUGAAGAAUCCUGUCGUGCUGAACGAGAUGCGUCGUCGGGAGAGAAGAUAUCCAUGCCACACAAACCUUUUUUUCUUCAAGAAAUUGGUGAAAUACGGCGUAUUGCAUGGCAUCUCCACUCCUGCUUUAUACGGUCUAUUCCUUCACGCUUGCCGCGCAGCUGGAGCGGAUCAUGAUAAGAUCAUCACGUCAGCAGUUCGCGGCUUUAGUGGCGGAGAGCUGAUGACCCUUAUCCAGUACCGUCCGCCAAUGGCCUUGCUGGGACUAAUGCACCGCCGUCUUAUUUGCAUGGACGACGAGUAUGUUUUACUGAGAAAAUCGAAAAGCGAGCAACUGGCUAAAGCUAUCACGAACCUCCCUAACGUGUCUAUUCCUGGUUACAAAGCUGAGAAGCAUUUUUACUGGUUGUUUCCUGUUUGUGUUCCGUCCCCUAGAGACGUCGUCAGAUACAUGAACAAGCAUGGAUUUGACGUCACUUCUGGUGCAACGCAGCUGGCUUAUGUGCCAAGUCCUCUUGGACAAGAUCACGACCCUGUGCACGCGAAGAGAAUCAUGACCAGUUUGGUGUACCUUCCAGUCACGCCUGAAACACCUGGAUGGGCCAUUGAGAAGAUGGCGUGCUGUCUCCGUGACGCCCUUCAUUCGUCUAGUAGACUUUAG
Molecule: messenger RNA, 1287 nt
Organism: Peronospora matthiolae
Lineage: Eukaryota; Oomycota; Peronosporomycetes; Peronosporales; Peronosporaceae
Source: the annotation of a GenBank genome assembly